Nymphaea colorata (pocket water lily) is the source of this 1569-nucleotide messenger RNA. RefSeq lists its product as uncharacterized. Gene Ontology annotation, molecular function: catalytic activity. The record is from RefSeq and is a predicted model, not a curated record. Lineage: Eukaryota; Viridiplantae; Streptophyta; Magnoliopsida; Nymphaeales; Nymphaeaceae. The coding region runs from base 1 to 1569 and encodes 522 amino acids. The transcript has a single exon.
AUGCCGGCUAACGGUGUCGCUGGCGGCAUCCUGCUGGCUUGGUCUCCACCUCUUACGGGGGUUGUUGUGCAUGUUGGUAGAUACUCUAUCUCGGCUUCUCUCGAUGGCCUUUGGCCCAAUGGCCCGGUCUUGGUUACCGCGAUCUAUGGUCCUUGCGUUGGGGCUUUGCGUGACCAGCUGUGGGCUGAAUUGCAUCAUGUUCGUCAGCUUGCUACCUCGCAUUGGCUAUUGGCAGGAGACUUCAAUUGUUUGCUUAGCCCUGCUGACUUGUCCUCCCCUAUCGCUUCGGGUCCAUCUAUGUCUACUUUUCGAUCGUUUGUUGAUGAGUUCGGUCUGUUUGACAUGUCUCUGGAUAAUGGUAAGUUUACUUGGUCCAGCAAUAGGAACCCUCCUAUUCUUCGUAGGCUGGACCGUGUCUUUCUCUCGCAUGAGUUGUUCUCUGCUUUUUCGUCGUCCUCCUUGGUUCUUGGACCGAGGCACUUGUCUGAUCAUGCUCCGUUGCUCAUUUCCCUUCUUCGGGGUAGGGCUGGUACCGGGCGCAUCAGGUUCUGUUUUGAGCUUUGGUGGCUCCGAGAUGAUUCUUUUGUGGCUGCCAUCCCUAAUUGGUGGGCUCGCACCGUCAAUGGUAGGUGGGCCGCUUUCAGGCUCUCGCGGAAGUUGCACUCCAUCAGGAAAAAGGUCUUCGCUUGGAAGCGUAUUUUUUGGAGCGGCAAAUUUUCUGAGGUGUCCAUUUGGGAUGAGGAGAUCCUGUCCCUCCAGUCUUCUGACAAUAUUUCUGCGGACCAACCUUCUCGUCUUCUUUGUCUUCAGUGUCUUGCCCAGGAGUGGCGGAUUAGGGAGUCCAUCCACUGGCAGCAGCGUUCUAGGCUAGGUUGGCUUGCGUACGGAGACCAGAAUUCUAGAUUCUUCCACUUGGCUGCCUCUCAAAGGUGCCGUCAAACGUUGCUCCAGUCCAUGGUUAUCGGGCACGGAGUUUUUCUUGGUGAUGACAUUCUCCCGGCUUGGAUUGCUCAUUUUCGGGAUUUUUACUUUAAGCCACUUCGCUUCUGUGUCCCCCUGCCGGAUUUUCACCUCUCCUCCCUCUCUGACUCAUGUGCGAUCUCUCUGGAGCGGCCCUUCCUGCACCAAGAGAUCAAGAACGUUGUUUGGGCCCUUGGCUCUAGUAAGACGUCUGACAUCGAUGGUUUCCCUAUAGAAUUUUAUCGUACCUUUUGGGAUGCUUGUAGCGCUGAUGUGUAUGCUUUUUGUGAUGAGUUUGCCUCCAGUUCCAUUUUUCUUAAGGAGUUUAAUCAGGCUACCUGCGUCUUAGUGACUAAGCGCCCUAACCCUACGAAUGUCACACAUUUUCGCUCGAUCUCCAUCUUAGGCACGCCUUACAAGAUUAUUGCUAAACUGCUCUCUUUGCAGCUUGCGUCGGUCAUGCAUUCUAUUAUUAACCCCUUGCAGGUUGCUUUCAUUAACGGUCGGCGUUUGCAGGACGCUGUUGUCCUGGCCAAUGAGGUUGUUCACUCUCUUUACUAUCUGUGGCUUCCUUCCUUCAUCCUUAAAUUGGACAUAUCUGGCCUUUGA